AUGGAGCGUCAGCCGCAGAGCAGCCACGAUGCCUAUGACGACGCGGAUGCAGCCGUCGCCGGCUUCCUCAAGCUGGGGGUCGACGAGGAGCGGGAAGAAGCGCACGAGGUGAAGCCCGCGGAGAUCUCGCUUCCCGGAGAGGGGGGAGAGGAGCAGAAGGCUCAGUCCGAACCCGAGCUGGGAGCAGCCGCGGAAGGGAAAGAGGCGGGAGACGAAGGAGAAGGAAAGGAAGGCUGCGAUGUCAGCGUCGGAGCCGCCGGCCCCGCGGACGGCGAAAGCCGCGAGGCCGAGGCCGAGGCUGAGGCGAGUGGCGGCGAAGGCGGAGAGCAGGGCGGCGAGGAGCAGCCCCCGCGGGCCGCCGUCGAGGGUCCCGAGGCCGCAGAGGGGCAGCAGCAGGUCCCCCACGCCAGGUUCACGCGGGUGCAGCUGCAGGACCUGGAGCGCGUUUUCCAGCGUACUCAGUACCCCAACGAGCGCACGCGACAGGAGCUUACAAGGCGCAUGGGUGUGACUGAAGCCAAAGUGAAGGGUUGGUUUAAGAAUAGAAGGGCCAAAUGGAGGAGAAAUCAGAGGGCACUAAUGUUCAGAAACGUGCCCCCCGGUCCCCCCAGGCCCCCCAGGCCCCCCGGGCCCCCGGCCCCCCCUGUUGCCGUCUGUUUGUGUGAACCCUGCUUUGACAUCCUGCUUCAGGAGCUGAAUUGGAUCUGCGUUCUUCUGGAGCCACUGCCGCCGGGGCUCCCCGGGCUGCCCAUGCCGCCCAUGCAGCCCGGGCUGCCCAUGCCGCCCAUGCGGCCCAUGCCACCCCUGCAGCCCAUGUGGCCCAUGCCACCCAUGCUGCCCGUGCCACCCGUGCUGCCCAUGUGGCCCGUGCCCCCCAUGCCGCCCAUGCUGCCCAUGCGACCCAUGCCUCCCAUGCCGCCCAUGUGGCCCGUGCUGCCCGUGCCACCCAUGCCACCCAUGCCGCCCAUGCCGCCCUUUCCUCCUAUGCUGUUGCCUCCUCCGCCCUGGCUUCUUCCACCCUUGCUUCCCUGUAGGUGCCCUCAUGCAUCACGGCCUGGUCCCUUAUCAUCGGUGGUCCUUCGGUAG
This is a messenger RNA of Balaenoptera ricei (Rice's whale), 1086 nucleotides long. RefSeq names its product homeobox protein ESX1-like. Bases 1 to 1086 code for a protein of 361 amino acids. The record is from RefSeq and is a predicted model, not a curated record. Gene Ontology annotation, molecular function: DNA binding. NCBI's taxonomy places the organism in Eukaryota, Metazoa, Chordata, Mammalia, Artiodactyla, Balaenopteridae. The transcript has 5 exons.